This is a messenger RNA of Eutrema salsugineum, 627 nucleotides long. Its product is annotated as trichohyalin-like. Lineage: Eukaryota; Viridiplantae; Streptophyta; Magnoliopsida; Brassicales; Brassicaceae. The coding region runs from base 1 to 627 and encodes 208 amino acids. The transcript has a single exon. The record is from RefSeq and is a predicted model, not a curated record.
AUGGAAAAGAGCAGACAGAAACAGAAGAGGAGCUUCAGCGAAACAGAAGAGGAGCUUCAGCGAAGCAGAAGAGGAGCUUCAGCGAAGCAGAAGAGGAGCUUCAGCGAAGCAGAAGAGGAGCUUCAGCGAAGCAGAAGAGGAGCUUCAGCGAAGCAGAAGAGGAGCUUCAGCGAAGCAGAAGAGGAGCUUCAGCGAAGCAGAAGAGGAGCUUCAGCGAAGCAGAAGAGGAGCUUCAGCGAAGCAGAAGAGGAGCUUCAGCGAAGCAGAAGAGGAGCUUCAACGAAGCAGAAGAGGAGCUUCAGCGAAGCAGAAGAAGAAGAUCUUCAGCGAACAGAAGAAGAAGAUCUUCAGCGAACAGAAGAAGAUCUUCAGCCUAAUGGAAACAUAAGAGGAGCUUCAGCGAAACAGAAGAGGAGCUUCAGCGAACAGAAGAAGAAGAUCUUCAGCGAACAGAAGAAGAUCUUCAGCCUAAUGGAAACAGAAGAGGAGCUUCAGCGAAACAGAAGAGGAGCUUCAGCGAAACAGAAGAGGAGCUUCAGCGAAACAGAAGAGGAGCCUCAGCGAAACAGAAGAUCUUCAGCGAACAGAAGAAAAUCUUCAGCGAACAGAAGAAGAUCUUCAGCCUAA